CCCCUCUGCCACCCUCGGAGCGAAGAGAAUUGCGAAAACACUUCAACCACCACAACGCAAUCCCAGACGGCACACAAUCACACACAGCCACUGUGCGAAGUCCUUGCCGCACCGUUCAAUCCCCACUUUUUGCUGACUGGCUGCUUCGAGCAUCAACAUCCCGCUUUCGACUGCAGCUUCGUGGCACAACUCAGUCGAUUCCACUCGACUGCACCUCUAUUAUUCAAAGAGGCGAAAUCAGCAAAAGCUCGUUGGUGCACGUGAGCACCCUUUCAAGGUUCGUCGCUGUUCAGUAACCCAUUUGCGACCCGUGUGCCCAAAGCAUACACAUCACGCUAGAGCCACAUCCAACCCUCUGCUCUCAGAAGUCCAUAGUGCUGCAGUAUCGAUUGCAGCACUAUGGCAACAUCUCUCGACCCCGUGGGGGCUUCUAUGCCUGUCCAAACGUCGACCCCGUCCAAACGUGCAGAGGAAGCUGCUAGCCUGUACGAAGAACUCAGAACGCAGCUGUCCGGUCGGAUUUUGGUACGCUCGGGUCCAGCCCCCUCAUCGGAACUCUCUCGGCUCAGUGCUCAGCCUGACGAUUCGCCGCCUGUCUCUUUCACAACGGUGCACGGCAAGGACGGGGAUGCAAGCAGCUCAGACAAGGAUUUCGAUGAAAGCGUUCGUCUUUUCAACAGUGCUGCGAAAUGCCAUUCGACUCUGAUAGUGAAACCAAAGACUUCUCAGGAUGUGUCCAUCACUCUUCGUUUCUGUCGCAAGUAUAGUCUUAGCCCAUCGAUCAAGUCGGGCGGCUACUCGACUGCCGGCUGGGCAACAUCAGGCGAUGUGCUCAUUGACUUUCAGCAGAUGGACGAUGUCAAACUCCUGAAGCCUGAGGGACUGGGUGGCUCUCUUACAUUCUCAGGCCUGGAACCCGCCGUCAAGUCGCCUGAGCCUCUUGAACUGCCUUCUGCAGUUGAUACGCCUUCUGCUGGCGAAUCUCCCUCCAAAGUUCGCAAGGCAGGAGAUGCCUUCAGCGAAAUCGCAGGCGGAGACGCAUCGCGUCAACGAAUUCUUACCAAUGGACACGAAACUGAGCAGCCUAUCGUAUCAUCAUCUCGAAGAAGCGAGAGUGGUGACGGCACGCCAGAAAGCGCAGAAUGGGUUGACAAAGUUGGUGGCGCAGACUUGCCAAGGACCGGCAGCAAUGAGAGUGCGUCUACGACCAGCAUGUCGCGUACCGACUCGACCUCGGUGGACUCUGGCAGUGCCGACGAUCACGAACUAAAGACUGGAUCGGAUGACGCCACGGCAAGGCAAACAUUCCCGCAGCUUGCAUCGUCGAGGGCAGCCGCCUCAGGCCAACAUCUCGGCCGGGAGCCGUCAUUGGACCCGACGCAGGCUCGGAACUUUGGAUCUGGACCCACCUCUGCCUUCGAGCACGAGCGGUGGCACAGGCAUCACCGGCCGCCUACCGCGUCUGGGCUCUCAGCUGGCCGGAUACAAACCACACUACCCCAAGGAGCAUUCGUUUGGCGUCAGGGUGAGGACGCCACCGCUCUCAAUGCUUCAGGUCAACCCUUGCCUCGUGGUCACCCCACGUCACAAGACGCUGGUCCUCGCAGUGCCUCAGGCCCUGAGGCCUCUACGGGCGCCACCCCUGCGAUGAGGUCACUGGACAUUGACAGGUCAACCCAGCGCAAUGACUUCAGCACAUGUGCUCUGCGCCCUGGUAUACACACCGACAAGUACCUCUUGGCUUCAUUUGGACCCGGAGCUUCGAUUCCACAUCUCGAUGCAUACACCGACAAAGCGGGUCGAGUUGGGUUGAUAAGCGAUCUGCACACCAGCUCGGAAGCCGCGGCAAGCAGGCUUUAUCAAAAAGCGCCGCUACCUAUGCCCGACAAUCAAUUUGCCAAUUUUACAGCAGCACCGUACUUCGUUCCAUCAUCCGCAUACCCAGUUGGCGCAGCUUCCAUGGUCACUGGCGGCUUCGGUUUCAUCACGCGAGCCUACGGUCUGUCGGUCGACAACGUGGUGGAACUGGAAAUGGUUCUCGCUGACGGCUCGGUGCACGUCCUAAAUGAUGAGAAUGCAGGGAAAUCAAGUGAUGCAGCAGACCUGUGGUGGGCUGCUCGAGGCGCUGCGACGUGUCUAGGCGUCGUGACGCACAUCACUAUGAGGGCAUACCCAGUUCCGCACGUCUAUGGCGGCAGCAUACUCUUCCCCUUUUCGCCCUCGACCGCAGACGAUCUCGUCAAGCAUUGGCGCGACGUGCUCAAGGGCGACAUUCCGAGGGAGCUCUACGCCAACCUGAUUCUCACCGAAGGGCCCGGUGGCUCUCACGUAAUUGUGAUUCAAAUUUGCGAUCUUCGGGGCCGCACCGCCGAUAGCGAGGCAGUGGUGCAGGCCCUGAGCUCCUGGUCUGGGGAGAGGAUACUUCUGAAGGACAUCGAGGAGAGGCCAUUUCAAGCGCAGAAUCAAUUCAUGGCGCAGGUAUUGCGGGACACGGGGCCUGGCAAAAGGUGGCUAGUCAGGGGCGACUGUCUCGACACUCUUACCGAUGAAUGCAUCGAAGCGACGAUUGCAAACUUUUCACGCUCGACAAAAGGCUCACGCGUCCUCAUCUUCGAGUUGGCAAGAGGCGCGCUCGCAGACGCGGAUCCCGAGUCGGGAUGUAUCAGUCGGACGCAGCGCGAGGCGCGGUACGCUUUGGGUUCCAUCUGGAGCGGGGAUGUCGACGACGAGCAGCACCUGAAAGAAGUUGACUCCUGGGUUAGCGGCACGUCCAAGCACUCGCCAAUCCCUUGUUUCUUGGAGAGAGGAGAGGGACUAGAUCGUGUGCGAGGUAGCUUCGGGCACGCUAACUUUGAAAGGUUACUCGAAAUCAAAAGGCGCGUGGACCCGGAGAAUGUCUUUUGUCACAAUUUCUUGGGCACGCUCAGCAAAGAAGCACGCCGAUGAUACCAUAUCCAACGAGCUUUGGGAUGCAUAGCAUCCUGCUGGUGCCUCUCUGCUCCCACCUCAACGAAACGUGACCGUCGGCCCGUGCGCCGCAGCCUCUGGUGCCGCCGUCUAGCGAAGCUCUCUCAAGUACCCACGCCUCACUGUCACCUUGCACGUCUACUCAAAAUCAAUAAGUCAAAGCAAAUAAUCAGUGAAAGCAGAUAUGUGUGCCAUUAGCCUCGUCUUCACCUCGCAGGCUUCAGUCGCGCGUGCCUCCGCC
This is a messenger RNA of Ceraceosorus guamensis, 3208 nucleotides long. RefSeq lists its product as hypothetical. Gene Ontology annotation, molecular function: FAD binding; oxidoreductase activity. The record is from RefSeq and is a predicted model, not a curated record. Bases 400 to 2946 code for a protein of 848 amino acids. Lineage: Eukaryota; Fungi; Basidiomycota; Exobasidiomycetes; Ceraceosorales; Ceraceosoraceae. The transcript has 4 exons.